Molecule: messenger RNA, 4638 nt
Organism: Vitis riparia (riverbank grape)
Lineage: Eukaryota; Viridiplantae; Streptophyta; Magnoliopsida; Vitales; Vitaceae
Product: TMV resistance protein N-like
Exons: 7
Coding region: 32-3679 (1215 amino acids)
Biological process (GO): signal transduction; defense response
Molecular function (GO): ADP binding; protein binding
Source: RefSeq, a predicted model, not a curated record
AUCUUCCAACCAUUCUUCUUCCAAUUUUGCAAUGGCAUGGUCUCCAACCAAUCUCUCGGCAUCUUCUUCUUCGUCUUCUUCCUCCCAUCAAUGGAAGUAUGAUGUCUUUCUUAGUUUCAGAGGUGAAGACACCCGCAAAAGCUUUACCGACCAUCUUCACCGGGAGCUCUGUCGAAAAUGGAUCAAGACUUUCAGAGAUGACCAACUCAGGAGAGGCGAACAGAUAUCUCCAGCACUUCUCAAGGCAAUCGAAGAGUCAAGGUUUUCCAUCAUCAUUUUCUCAAAAAACUAUGCUUCUUCAAGUUGGUGUUUGGAUGAACUCACAAAGAUUCUUGACUGCGUCGAAGUGAUGGGACAUACAGCUAUACCGGUUUUUUAUAACGUGGAUCCCUCUCAUGUAAGAAAACAAACCGAGAGUUUUGCAGAAGCAUUUGCCAAACAUGACCAUAUUUACGGGGACAAGUCGGAGAAAGUGCUCAAGUGGAGAAAAGCUUUAACUGUGGCAUCCGGACUGUCUGGGUAUGAUUCACGAGAUAGACAUGAAACUGAGGUUAUCGAUGAGGUCGUUACCAUGAUUUUUAAUAAAUUGAUUGAUGCAUCCUCAAGCAACAUGGAGGGUCUUGUUGGGAUGGGUUCUCGCUUACAGGACAUGGCUCAAUUAUUAGAUAUUGGGUCAGUUGAUGUUCGAAUGGUAGGAAUUUGGGGCAUGGCUGGCAUUGGUAAGAGUACUAUUGCUUAUCAAGUGUAUAACAAAAUCUAUGCUCAAUUUGAUGAAGGUUAUUGCUUUCUUCCAAAUGUUAGAGAAGAAUCUCAGAGGCAUGGUCUAGCUUAUUUACAAGAAGAACUCCUUUCACAAAUUUCAGGUGGAAAUCUAAAUAAAGGAAAUUUCAACAGGGGGAUCAAUUUUAUAAAAGAAAGGCUUCACUCUAGGAAGGUCUUUAUUGUUCUUGACGAUGUGGAUAUGUAUGAGCAGUUGGAGGUUUUAGCAGGAAAUCAUGACUGGUUUGGUGCAGGAAGUCGAAUUAUCAUAACAACCAAAGAUAAAACUUUGCUAAAUAUGCAUGGAGUGGAUGCAAUUUACAAUGUUGAGGGAUUAAAAUACAAUGAAGCUCUUAAGCUCUUUUGUUGGUGUGCCUUUAAACAUGACCUUCCUACAGCAGAUUACAUGCAGCUAUGCAAGAACUUUGUAAAAUAUAUUGAAGGCCUUCCAUUAGCCAUUAAAGUGUUAGGUUCUUUUGUAAAAAACAAAACCAUAGAUGAAUGGAAGAGUGCAUUGGAUAAACUCAAAAGAAUUCCACACAAAGAUGUUCAGAAGGUGCUAAGAAUAAGUUUUGAUGGGUUAGACGAUAAUCAGAAGGAUAUAUUUUUAGAUAUUGCAUGCUUCUUUAAAGGGCAAGACAAAGAUUUUGUUGCAAAAAUACUAGAAAGUUGUGAUUUCUUUCCAGCUAAUGACAUAAGGGUUCUUGAAGAAAAUUCUCUUAUUCUUGUCUCAAAUAAUGAGUUAUGUAUGCAUGAUUUAUUACAAGAAAUGGGCUGGGAAAUUGUUCGGCAAGAAAAUGUUAAAUACCCUGGCAAACGUAGCAGGUUGUGGUUUCAUGAUGAAGUAAAUCAUGUGCUAACAACAAAUACGGGGACUGAAGCAGUUGAAGGCAUAGUCCUCGAUUUGUCUGCUUCGAAAGAGUUACACUUCAGUGCUGGUGCCUUUACAGAGAUGAACAGAUUAAGAGUGCUCAGAUUCUAUAAUGUGAAAAUGAAUGGAAGCUUGGAAUAUUUAUCUGAAAAAGAGUUAUUUGAUACUACUUAUCAUCCUUGGAGAUGGAGAGCCCAUGAAAUGCAAAGAGCUGAUGAGAUGCAAACUGAUUGUAAAUUGCAUUUAUCUGGAGAUUUAAAAUUUCUAUCCAACAACUUAAGAUCUCUCUAUUGGCAUGAAUACCCUUUGAAGUCCCUUCCAUCAAAUUUUCAUCCAAAGAAGCUUGUUGAGCUAAAUAUGUGCUCUAGUCGGCUUGAACAACUAUGGAAAGGAGACAAGUCAUUUGAGAAGUUGAAGUUCAUCAAACUUAGCCACUCUCAAUAUCUAACCAGAACCCCAGACUUCUCUGGAGCCCCAAACCUUGAGAGGCUAAUUCUUGAAGGUUGUACAAGUAUGGUCAAGGUUCACCCAUCCAUUGGAGCUCUCCAGAAGCUUAUUUUCCUGAAUUUAAAAGGCUGCAAGAACCUCAAGAGUUUUGCAAGCAGCAUCCAUAUGAAUUCUCUUCAAAUUCUUACUCUCUCUGGCUGCUCAAAACUCAAGAAGUUUCCAGAGAUGCUGGAAAAUAUGAAGAGUUUGAGACAGCUUUUGCUUGAUGAGACUGCCCUACGAGAACUACCUUCAUCGAUUGGACGCCUAAAUGGGCUUGUUUUGUUGAAUUUGACGAAUUGUAAAAAACUUGUGAGUAUUCCACAAAGCCUUUGCAAGCUGACGUCUCUUCAGAUUCUUACUCUGGCUGGUUGCUCAGAACUGAAGAAGUUGCCAGAUGAGUUGGGUAGCCUACAAUGUUUAGUAAAUCUGAAUGCAGAUGGAAGUGGUAUACAAGAGGUUCCACCCUCUAUUACUCUUUUGACAAACCUUCAGGUAUUAUCAUUGGCAGGAUGUAAGAAAAGGAAUGUGGUUUUCUCUUUAUGGUCAUCACCAACAGGAUGUUUGCAACUGCGUUCUUUGUUGAAUUUAUCCUCCGUGAAAACUUUGACGUUAAGUGACUGCAACCUAUCGGAAGGAGCACUGCCCAGUGAUCUUAGCUCCCUAUCGUCGUUGGAAAGUUUAGAUCUGAGCAAAAACAAUUUCAUUACCAUACCUGCCAGCCUCAAUAGACUUUCUCAGCUCUUGUACCUCUCCCUGUCGCACUGCAAGAGUCUUCAAUCAGUGCCAGAGCUUCCAUCAACCAUUCAAAAAGUAUAUGCCGAUCAUUGCCCUUCCCUGGAAACCUUUUCAUUAAGUGCAUGUGCAUCCAGGAAGUUGAACCAAUUGAACUUCACAUUUUCUGAUUGCUUCCGACUAGUGGAGAAUGAGCACAGCGACACUGUGGGAGCUAUACUACAGGGGAUUCAGCUUGCUUCAUCAAUACCGAAAUUUGUGGAUGCAAAUAAGGGUUCCCCUGUUCCAUAUAAUGACUUCCAUGUUAUUGUUCCUGGAAGUAGCAUUCCAGAGUGGUUCAUCCAUCAGAAUAUGGGGUCUUCAGUAACUGUAGAGCUGCCUCCACAUUGGUACAAUGCCAAGUUGAUGGGAUUGGCUGUUUGUGCUGUUUUCCACGCAGACCCCAUUGAUUGGGGUUAUUUACAAUAUUCUAUGUAUCGUGGAGAGCACAAAUAUGAUUCAUACAUGCUUCGAACGUGGAGUCCAAUGGAAGGUGACCACGUGUGGUUUGGGUAUCAAUCACUUGUUGGACUGGAGGAUGACCGCAUGUGGUUCGGGGAGCGGAGCGGCACUGUGAAGAUUUUGUUUUCUGGACAUUGCAUAAAGUCGUGUUUAGUAUGUGUGCAGCCUGAAGUAGUGGUGAAAAAGUGUGGGGUUCGUCUAGCAUAUGAGCAAGGGGAUAAAGAUGGAGAGUGCAGCUUUCCUUAUGGCACCAUUUGGCCUGGAGAAGGGCAUGAAUCUGAAAAUCCUCUGCCCAUAACCAAACACCCAGUACAUCACUUGUGCUAACGCAGAUACACACGGUCUCUUGCUCUGGUGAAAGUUUAAUGAAGCAAUAGAUUGAUUGUAAUGUGUUAGUCUAAGGAUUUGAACCCAUUAACACUACUAUCUCUUCCCAUGUGAGCUUGCAUUAGAUAUUUCUUAGUAAUGAGUUAAAAGUUUUUAGAAGGUGUAGAAAUCUCUUAUUGAACUAAUUGAAAUAAGCUUCAGACUUGAAAGCAUGCAUUAUCCUAUGUUAUAUCAUUUUAAGAGGGACUUGUUGCUUGUGGGGUCAUGUUAAAGUUUUCAUGUAUAUCAUUGUUUUUUCUAAUCUGUCAUGUUUAAACUUGGAGAAUAUUUGUGUAGCUUGAAGUUUCUCACUGGCACAUACAAUCGCUUAACUCUAGAAUUUGAAGGAAGUAAGUGUGCUUUUACUACGUCAAGAAGCUUCUUUUCACCCCCGUAGCUCACAACACACUCAUGAACUUAUUACAAACAUGCAGAGCAUACUAACUAGUGUCAAGAGAUAGCAAGACUAGAAAUCUUGUAAUUUCUCAUGGUAGUGCAAAUAAGUGCUUCGGAAUAAUGGGGUUUGGGUGACAACGAAGAUGGGAUGGCCUAUUACUGAUGUAAUUUAUAAGCCCAUCUCUUUAAAUCCAUUCAAGUUUAAAAUGGUUUGGCUGAAUUCCAAAGCAACUAUAAGCAUGUUCAUAUUUUAAUAAAAAGCCUGUUUGCAUCUAAAAAUUAAACAAGCUACUCACGCAGGAGGGGCUUCAAGCAACUUUGAUCAUGGUUUGUAGAAUGGGAACGUUAGGAGUGGCACGUGACGAGCUGGUGCUGAUGAAAACUAUUUACAGGUAGUGGUAGUGGCCAAUGGUUUUGUGGCAUUAUGAGGCUUGAAAGUACUCAUAUUCCUAAUAAUAAUAUCCCCAGUAACUCUUUAGUACGUAAUUGUUCACAUUCUUAUAGCUCCUAAAAUGUUUCCUUUU